CACAUUUCUCUACACAUUUUUCUUAUCAGUGCAAUGGGAAUGAAUGCAAUUAAAAAUUAUCAACAAAAUUAAAAAAUAUUUGUAAAAAUUUAAAAUCAAGGGAUAUGAACGGCCUGAUCGUCUUCAACAGCGCAAAUGAUGUCGUUUUCCAGCAGCUUAACACAGCACUUGCUGAGCACUUCUUCGCUAAAAACGCUGACCUCUUUCCCGAAAAUGCAACUGCAGCCUCCAUUGAUGGGAAUAUCAUCUUGCAAAUUUUCAGCCCCAUCAUCAAUUCUCAACGUAUAAUGCAUUGCCAAUUCGACAAUACAUAUUCAAGUUUCCAGUGUGACAAUGGACUUAAUUUGGCAUUCGGUGAUUUGCUCGGAUACUCGUUUGUAAAAAUAGGUCAACGUCCAGUAGACACACUCAAGCGUCACCUUGGAGCAGCUAUUGCACUUGCACGUCAUUUUUACGGUGCAAAUUUAUUUGCCACACAAGCGAGCAGCGUACAAGAAGAGCUGCUUUCCACUUGCUUCGAAAGUUAUGAAGAGCAUCUGUGGGAUGAGGAGCAAACUAUGUUGCUGGAAGCGUUGCCACAAUUGCUUAUCAACAAUGAACUGAAGCGUGUGGUGAACACUGCCCUCGAUGGUGCAUUGGAACAUCUGCGCGAUUUGGGCCAUAACCGUACACAUGCUUUGCUUUUCGCAUCACACAAAUUUGUCGCUUCUACUUCGUCGAAGCAAGCCCUCGCUUUGAGUCCAUGCGAUUUGGUAUUUUUGUCGUUGCUUGCGCGUUCUCUUCAACGUGAUCGGCGACCACUCAACCGUUCCGUGGCCGUGUUUUUGCAGGGCGCAUCACAUGAUCCCCAUUCUGGAUGUGUGCCCUGUAUUGCGCAUCUGUCGCAACUUGCCAAAGGUAUCUUAUUGGUCCAGGUGAUCGAAUACGCUAAUCUACAAGUAGCAAGCAGUAUGUACGAUACGUUCUUCGUACUCCAGAAGAUAAUAACGUUGCAAGUACAAGGUGACUCGGAUGCAAUGAGGCCCACUUAUGAAAGCUUAGAAUCAUUUGUUAAGCAAACAUUGGAUGCACUUAAACGUUCCAAGUUAAAAGGUGAUGAAUUGGAUACGUCACUGAAAAAGUUUGUUACUAAAUGGGAAAACUUAAAGAAAAUGUACGGAGAUUUUUUCCGUUCGGUGGAGCGAGAGCUGUUAGUGAGGAUUGAGUCCAAUGUGCCAGCAUUCAUGGAUGAAUUAAAACAGUUGUUUACUUUAACUUGCUGCGACAGUUCGUCAAUAGCUUUGGAUCAGUUGCCAGAGGUGGCAUCCUUAGUUGAAGGAAAGAUGCUGGAGAUUACAGAAUUUUUAGCUGUUAAGGCAGAACGCAAUAUAUCAAUUGAAGCCUAUUUGGAAGACUUUCCUGGACUCAUCCAUUUUGCAUAUGUUAAUCGCACAACUGGUCUCAUGAUUGCGCCCGAUUUGCUCGCUAAUCAGUUGUCUUCUAAAGAGCGUUUAUGGUCGAUGGUUGAACUCUCCCGUAACUACUUAAAGAAAGGCCACUCUACUGUUAUGUGGAAAGAUAAAGUAUUUAAUUACUCAUAUUUUCUUUGGUUUGAAGAUCAAUCGGGUGGUCAUAUGAAACUAGUCGACUUGCAGCAAUAUAUCGUCGCUUCGGCAUCGUCAAGUAAUUCAUUUAAACCUCAGUUCGAACCAGGUUUGCUUGCUGCAGACUACUACCAACAACUUGCUGAAGUGUGCUUUCCAAAGUCUGUUCCAGGUAAAAUUAAAUGCUACGAACUCUUCUGUAUUCACUUGGGUUUAGUUACGGCAACUUGUGCUGUGGAGCAUUCACGACGUCUUGUGGCCACCAUAGCCGACGUAGUAGGCGAUAAUAAUUAAUCAAUUUCCUUUCAUUCUAGUUUAUCGAGAUUCAGCAAUGCAUUCCAAAGAUAUUCAUUUGGCAUAUUUUUACAAAACUGUUUAUUUGUAUUUUAUUUGUAAAACUCUUCAUAUCUUUAACUUAGAUUUAACAUUUAAUAUUUAACACGAGCAUUGCGGAACAACGCAUGCGCUUAGUUAAAAAUAAAUCAGGCAUUCAAUUAAAAGCGU
Rhagoletis zephyria (snowberry fruit fly) is the source of this 2087-nucleotide messenger RNA. RefSeq names its product Hermansky-Pudlak syndrome 1 protein (gene HPS1). The record is from RefSeq and is a predicted model, not a curated record. Gene Ontology annotation, molecular function: guanyl-nucleotide exchange factor activity. Gene Ontology annotation, cellular component: BLOC-3 complex. NCBI's taxonomy places the organism in Eukaryota, Metazoa, Arthropoda, Insecta, Diptera, Tephritidae. Gene Ontology annotation, biological process: vesicle-mediated transport.